This is a messenger RNA of Neolamprologus brichardi, 2269 nucleotides long. It is a transcript of the gene hsf5, whose product is annotated as heat shock transcription factor family member 5. Gene Ontology annotation, biological process: regulation of DNA-templated transcription. The record is from RefSeq and is a predicted model, not a curated record. NCBI's taxonomy places the organism in Eukaryota, Metazoa, Chordata, Actinopteri, Cichliformes, Cichlidae. Gene Ontology annotation, molecular function: sequence-specific DNA binding; DNA-binding transcription factor activity.
GAUGCAUUCACUGGAGCUAUUUAAAGUAACAUAUAUUACCUAAAGGCAUUUGUGGGCCUGUGACAACAAAAGCAUGUAAACCAGAGGCUGUAAACUGUUUUUGGCUCUCUGUGUGAUGUUUAGGGCCAAGUUUCGGUGUUGAAAUGUGAAAGGAUCUUGGGCUUUGUAGUCCCCCAAAAUUAAGCGUUGUUUAAAGUAACGGAGGGAUGUCACAUUGAACUCCAGCACCUCCACCAACGGCAGUGAACUUCCAACGGUUCCCAGUGCGACUUGGUGAUACAGUUGCACAGGCAGAGGCAUGGAAGUCGGUUUAAAUUCACUCCCGGACUCGAUCAACCCCAGCAAUUUUCCUGCAAAGCUGUGGCGUCUGGUGAACAACCCGGCCUACAACGCCAUCUGCUGGGACCACCAGGGUGAGGUAAUCGUCAUUGACCAGCAGCUGUUCGAGAAGCAGAUCCUGUCUCCAAGUGCCAUCACCGCGGGCAGCGCCGACUCCUUCAAAACCACCAACUUCUCCAGCUUUGUCCGUCAGCUCAACUUGUACGGGUUCAAGAAGGCCGACCCUCAACAGGAUCUGGACGGCAAGGAGUAUCAAAGCUUUUACAACCCCAACUUCAAGCGAGACCAGCCUGAACUCGUUGCGAGGCUGAGGAGGCUCACCGUGGACAAUAAGGCCAAGCUGCAAGCCGGUCUGAACAUAAAGUGCCGGUCCCCGAGUGGAUAUCAGCGCCUGUAUCCGGAUGGGGACGACAGAGGAACAUCUAUGAGAAGAGUUUCUUCGGGAGGCUCUUUUCUGCUGAGCCCCACAAAUCAAAAGGCCACUCCUCCUUACUAUCCAAGUAAAACCCAAGCCUACACUGGGACCCCCAUCCCACCACGAUUCCUGAUGAGGACUGCGGCUCUUCCUUCUGCUUUGUUUUCCUCAGGCAAAGAGCUACCAGUACCCUUAAACCGCCCUUACACUGGAGUAAACUCAAGCUCCAAUGCUGUGCACAUUCAGCAGAAUUUCCUGGCCCACGCAAACCAUGGAAGUCCAAAUUUCACCAGUUAUAGUCCUUGUAAUGCUCAGUACCAGCCUGGCUACUAUUCCCCACUUGGUCAUUGCUACCAUCCCAACCUUGUGGCCCCUCAUAUGGCAGGUGGUGGCCUUCAGACAGGCUUAUUCUCGCCUCAGAGUUAUUAUCAGGCAGGAUAUCCUGUCGGUAUGUUGUGUUUCCAAGACAAUAACCAAUGCCUGCAGAAAAAUGAGAAGCAGGAGGUGAAAAACUGUGAAAUCAACUUGGAGGCAGUUUUUAAGAUCGCAGAUGAGGUCAUGCAGACUCCACCCAAUACCUGCCUGGUUAAAGUUGAGCCCCAAGAUGAGGUGGUCCCUGAGCUAGAGUCUUCAUCCAACACCUGUGACAGCCCACUGUGUGACAGCAACGGUGUCAUCAGGUCUAUCCCUUUCUCUGCUGGACCCACCAUAGUGUCUGCAUCGAGUAUUGCUCCUCUAAUUCCAUACAAAGAGCAGUGUGUGGAGUCUGUACCAGAGGAAAUGCCUGAGGAUGCUAUCAUUGAGGUUACCACAGAUGAUGAGAGGGAUAUUGUACCCGUUACAGUUGGUGAUACUUCCAGUGAUUCCAGUCUGAAAUUAUAACAGCAGCUGCACAGGAAAUACACCAACUCUUUAGAUCUCAGCUUGUUGGUUUGAUUGGCAUGUGACAGGGAGCCUUGAGUCAAUCCAGGAUGUGAGCUUAAGCUCUUACUAUUACCAUACUUGAGUCUCGAAUUGGAAAGAUGAUUUAUUGUGUGAAUGCUUGUUGCUUUGUUCUCUUUUAAAUCUUAUUACAAAGUCUUUUGCAGAAGUACAUAUAUGUUGUACAUUGUACGUAGUUGUACCGUAAUGUUUUCUCCUCUUAUUUUACACAUCCAUUGUAAUUAACACUGAUGCUUUUAUUUCUGUAAAAUUUUAAAUUACAUUUUUAAAACAAGUAUGCUUUAUGUAACUGUAUAAAGCAUGCAUAUUUACGUACAUGAUUUUGUGAAAUAGUUUUACCAGAUUGUAAUGUUAUUUUCAAAGAACUGAAAGAGAAAAAUAAGUCUUGUAAACCAUAAAUUGGUAUUGGAGUGCUUAAAAAGGACUCAAAUUAUUUUAUGAGGGAGAAACACUUUGUCUACUGAUUGCUUGCUUUAUUGUAGUGAUGGUGUUUUCCCUACCUUUUUAUUUUCACUAUUGAUGUACUUUUUAAAAUAUGUAACUAGAAUUUUAAAUAAACGUGAUUACAGUUUA